AUGCGACCAUGGGAGCUGGCAGUGAAUAGGUGGCCUCCUUCAGCGCCCAUUAACCAGCGGAGGUUCUUGGGACCCUGCAGCGCCCCAGCACACCUCAGGCGAAGCCCUCCAGUGAGGCGUCAGUGGGGAAGGAGGGACAGACCUCAACAGAGUAUCGUCAGUCAGGAUGAUAGUUCCUUGUGGGCUGCCUUCUUUCCUGUAGAUGAACAUAGAGUUUACGCCCUCACCAGCACUCCACCACGAAUGCUCCACCCCACUUCACACUCCACUCAGCAAACGCCAUUCAUGGUUGACCUUCAUGAACAGGUGCACCAGGGACCUGUCCCUCUUUCAUACACUGUUACAACAGUAACCCAAGGUUUCCCUUUGCACACUGGGCAGCACAUCCCAGGGUGCAGCACGCAGCAGCUGCCAGCAUGUUCUGUCAUGUUCAGCAGCCAGCACUACCCACUUUGCUGCCUGCCUCCUCCAAUCAUCCCAGGGUGCACCAUGCAGCAGCUUCCUGUCUCGUACCAGCCAUUUCCUCCUCUCUUAUCCAGCGAACAUUACAUCUUGCACCCUCACCCACCGCUGCCACCACACCAGCCGCCUCAUUUGGCCUCUCUGACCCCAUUUGUAACGGUGCAACCACAGAGAGUGGUAAGUCCACUGCAGAGGAUAGACAAUGAGUUAGAGCUUCGAGGGGACCAACAUCACAUGGGCAAUUUCCCAUUCCACCACUCUCACCCUGUGCCUGCAAUACCCCAUUCAGCGCCCAUGCAUUACCUCUCCCAUGAUGCACUGCACCAGGAGCUAUCCUUUCCAGUGCCAUAUGCCCAUUUGAUGCCACGGCGAAUAAAUGCCCAACGAUAUCGUCUGCAGCAACCACUGCCGCCUCCUGCACUGCCACCUUCAUAUUAUCCCAGCUUUCUCCCCUACUUUCUUUCCAUGCUUCCUGUAUCUCCCACUUCUGUUGGCCCAGCAAUCAGUUUGGAUUUGGAUGUGGACGAUGUGGAAAUGGAGAACUAUGAGGCACUGCUUAACUUAGCUGAACGCUUAGGAGAAGCAAAACCCCGUGGACUCACCAAAGCCAACAUUGAGCAGCUUCCAUCAUACCGCUUCAACCUUGAGAGCCAUCAGUCUGAGCAGACAUUGUGCGUGGUGUGCUUUAGUGACUUUGAAAGUCGGCAGCUUCUUAGAGUGUUACCUUGUAAUCAUGAGUUCCAUGCAAAGUGUGUUGAUAAGUGGCUCAAGGUAUGUAUGUAUGUUGCUGUACACUUUUUUUUUUCAUAUCAAGUAUGUAAUUUAGCCAGACAAUACCAGAAAAAGGGUAAAGCAGCUCCAGCCACUUCCUGUUUGUGCAGAUCAGCUGUGUGGUAA
This is a messenger RNA of Staurois parvus, 1359 nucleotides long. Lineage: Eukaryota; Metazoa; Chordata; Amphibia; Anura; Ranidae. The record is from the annotation of a GenBank genome assembly.